Messenger RNA from Mesorhabditis spiculigera, 672 nucleotides. Lineage: Eukaryota; Metazoa; Nematoda; Chromadorea; Rhabditida; Rhabditidae. The record is from the annotation of a GenBank genome assembly.
AUGAUGCGCAACGUGCUGGGGCCGUCGACCAGUGCGGCCGACAUUCACGAGCCGCCCGCAAAUGUCGCCAGCAAGGUGGCGGAAGUGUUCCUCACGGCUGGCCACGCCUUCCAACGUCUAGGCGACCUCACCCUUCAGCUACACAGCGCAGAUGAUUCAGAGGAAAGUAAAUGGGCUGAAGCGGACGUCGAUGCACUGCGGGAAUCUUUAACGAAAUUUGCGCACGAACUGGACACGAUCAGCGAACGGGUGCAAAGCAGAACUAUGCAAGUGAUAAAAACCGACAUCAAACGACGAAUGGUGGUCCCAACAGAGCCGAUGCAGCGACACAACCUGCAGCCCAUCCCUAGUCCUUCGUUGCCCGGAUUGAAGCGACCAGCCGGAGGCCCAAUUCAAGUUCAGCCUCAGAUGCCGGCCAAGCGACUACUAUCUUCUACUACAAAGCCGCCCGGCUUCUCCUCAGCGCCAAUAUCACGGAUGGGUGGACUGGGCGGCGGAAUGUAUUCUACAGCUCGACAGGCAGGUUCCACGACCUACGCGGCGCCGAGACUGUUGAACACCCAGGUCGGCUCCUCCGUGACGAUAUCCUCGCAUUCAAGCAACGGGCCCCCUCAACGGACAGUCCCCAACGAGCAGUAUUAUUCCAGCCAAGGUGCCUAUAUACAAAACGGA